Daktulosphaira vitifoliae (grape phylloxera) is the source of this 2594-nucleotide messenger RNA. RefSeq names its product autophagy-related protein 9A-like. The record is from RefSeq and is a predicted model, not a curated record. The transcript is spliced from 14 exons. Bases 255 to 2393 code for a protein of 712 amino acids. Gene Ontology annotation, cellular component: autophagosome; phagophore assembly site. Gene Ontology annotation, biological process: autophagy of mitochondrion; protein localization to phagophore assembly site. Lineage: Eukaryota; Metazoa; Arthropoda; Insecta; Hemiptera; Phylloxeridae.
UUAACUUAUUUGUUCAAUAGAUAUUUAGUGAUUGGUUACUAACAUCGUAGCAUUCUGGUUAUUUUAAUUUUUUAAGUGAACUUAUGUAACUUGUUUGGCCCAACAAUGUAGCUAAAUAAAAAACAAUAAUCUGAUUAAUAAAUGGACUUUCAGUCCUAUUAUCCGAGUUAUAAUAAGAAAACGACCUUAUAGCAAAGUUAUUAGCCAAGAGCACCUGCAUAUAUUGAAGGUACUGGAGAACAAAGGAUUUAAAAAUGCCAGAAUCUGGGUAUCAAGUUUUAAAUUCUGAUAGAGAAGAAGAAGUUCAUUUUCAGUUUACUCCAAAUGUUGCAAGAACUCGAUGGAAUCAUAUUGAAGAUUUAGAUACAUUUUUUACUAGAAUAUAUUUAUAUCAUCAAAGACAUGGUUUUAUUUGCUUAAUUCUUCAAGCAGCACUUGAUCUUCUACAAGUUGUAUUUCUAUUGGUAUUUUCGCUAUUUUUAUUCUACUGUAUUGACUAUCCAGUGCUUUUCAGAGAUAAGCCUGUAGAUUCAGGAAAAGGAGUUAAUACAACCGAUAAAGUAAAAAUUUCAGAUGUAAUUUUACCAGCAUCAAAAUGUAUAAGUCACUUUACAUUUUUGACAUAUUUGUAUAUGCUGCCAUUGCUUAUUUUUGUGAUUUUUCGACUAAUGAAAUUAUUUAGUGUAGCAUAUCAUUAUGCUGAUAUUAAAGCAUUUUAUAAUAUUGCUCUCCAUAUACCUGAUAAAGAAUUAGAGAAUUAUACAUGGCGAGAAAUCAUUCUUAAAGUUAUUAAUGCCCAAAAAGAGCAACACAUGUGUAUACAUAAACUUGAACUUACAGAACUUGAUAUCUAUCAAAGAAUUUUAAGGACAAAAAAUUACUUAAUAGCUCUAUUAAAUAAGUCUGUACUUCCUACUCAAUUUAACAUACCUUUAAUAGGAGAUACAGUAUAUUUUUCUCAUGGAAUGAAGUAUAAUUUGAAUUUAUUACUUUUUUGGGGUCCAUGGUCACCAUUUGAAAAUAACUGGCACCUGAAACCUGAAUAUAAACAACCUGGGAAACGUCUUGAGUUGGCUGAGUCAAUGCGUAAAGCUAUUGGUUGGGUUGCUUUUGUAAACUUGUUACUUUGUCCUGUAGUAUUUACUUGGCAACUUAUUUACAAGCUAUGUGAUAAUGCUCAGAUAAUAAAAAAUGAACCUAGUGUAUUAAGUGUUCGAAUAUGGUCUUUAUAUUCCAAAAUAUAUCUGCGCCAUUUUAAUGAACUUGAUCAUGAAUUAAGUGCAAGACUUAGUCGUGCAUAUGUUCCUGCAACUAAAUAUUUACAAAGUUUUGGUGCCCCUAUUAGUGUCAUUAUUGCUAAGAACACUAUGUUUUUUACGAGUGCUAUUAUGGUACCAAUACUAGUGUUAACUGUAUAUGAUGACAGCAUUUUAACAAUUGAACAUAUGAUAACUAUAUUAAGUGGAUUAUCACUCUUAUUUAUAAUAUGUCGAGGUCUUGUUGAUGAUGAAAAAGAAAUAGUAUGUCAAGAGUCAUUAUUGACAGCUGUGUUAGCCGAGGUUCAUUAUUUACCAGACUCAUGGGUUGGCAAAGCUCAUACUCAGCAAGUUAGCAAUCAAUUCUCUCAGAUUUUUCCUUUUAAAGCUAACUAUUUAAUAAAUGAACUGAUCUCGCCAUUAGUCACACCAUUUAUAUUAUAUUUUUGGCUACGACCUAAAGCCCUAGAAAUUGUAGAUUUUUAUCGUAAUUAUACUGCUGAUGUAGCAGGUGUUGGUGAUGUUUGUGCAUUCUCUAUGAUGAAUUUACGUAAAAAUGGUAAUCCUGCUUGGCGAUCUCCUGGGUUUAUCACUACAGACAAUCCAUUAUCAAAGUUACCACAGGUAGAUCAAGCUGAAGAUGGAAAAGUAGAAAUGUCUUUACUUAAUUUCUCAGUACGUAAUCCCACAUGGGAUCCUGUUGAUAUUGAAGCUAAAGAAUUUGUUGAAGAAAUAAUAGCUAAAACACGAAAAGUAUAUUCAUCCAGUGAUAUAGAUAUUGAUCCAAUCAUACAACAUGAAAUAUUAAAUAGUAAUUUACAUAUUGCUGAUAUUCCAUCUUGUUUGCUUGGUCUUGACCAAAGUACUAGACUACUACAUAAAGAAGGCUUAACCGGUCGUCCAAAUAGACUUAAUUCUAGCUCUAUUAUGCGUUCAUCAAUAUUUACUACUUCUGAUUACUCAGCAUCAAUGGAAUUAAACCAAAGUGCAUUAUUACUACACAACAUUCAUCGAAAGCAAUUAGAAGAACGAGGUAAUAUAUCUAAUACAUCUGUUAUACAAUCAACAUCUCAAAAAUCUAAUACAAGUGUCCAAGAACGUACACCAUUAUUAAAACCAAACCCUAGAAUCGUAUAACUAAGAGAUUUGUUUUAAGCCUUAAAAUAACUGUGAUAUUAAUUAAGGUAUAUUUUGUUAACAUGCAGGUAUUCUUUACUUUAAUUUGACUCAAAUAUUUAUUAACUCAUUAGAUUUUACGUAAAUUCUAAAUCUACAACAAUUUGUUUUAUAUUUUGAAAAUUGUAUGAUUAUUGAUACAAUAUCUUAUUGUAUUAUUGA